Messenger RNA from Rattus norvegicus (Norway rat), 1949 nucleotides. The record is from RefSeq and is a predicted model, not a curated record. Lineage: Eukaryota; Metazoa; Chordata; Mammalia; Rodentia; Muridae.
GCUAUCCUGAAUGUGGGGGUGCAGAGAGAAGGGUCUUUGAUAGUAAGGAGAGGUACCAGGGUGCCAAGCCAGCCCAAGACUGCUGCCUCUAGGCCCACUCAGAGGCCUCCAGACCAGACAAACUCCGUCUCCCGUGGGAGUAGUGGCCUGUCGCUCUCUGCCUCUAGCUCUCACAGUGGCCGCAGAUGGCAGUGUCUCUGGGGACAGCAGCUGUGAUUGAGUCCACUGGCCAACACUGAGCCACUCAGACUGAGGCAUCUGGCUCUGUGCAGAGACUGCAGAACGGGCGUCUACGGGUAUGAGGUGAGUCUGCAGGCAUGCCGUGUUGCUUAGAGGCUUGGGAGACAGGGAGUGGGGCUCUGCAACCUUCAUACUGUCCCAGGCAGGACCUGGGCUGGAACAGGCUUGGCGAUGUUCUUAGAGACCAUCUGGCAGUGGCCACAGUCACCCAGCCAUUGUGCAUACUGAAGCCUGCAGCCCAGAGGGUGAGGAGUGGUCCAAGGUCACAGAGAUGGCUCGGGGAUGUUUUUCCUUUUUAAUUAUGCCAGUCCCCCAAGAAAUCAGGAGAAGGUCUAGGAGUCCUCUGUUGCCCUAGAAUGCAUGGACUUUUGUUGAGAGUAUUGGGAAGGCAGAGGGACCCCCAAACUCUGCACCGCAGAUCUAUGGUGUUGCCUGUGAAAUAAACACUGCUUUGUUCCAGACUCUCAUUUGCACAGUUAGGUUUUGUGCAGCCCUGCGGCCCCUUUCUCUCCCAGCAACAGCACCCAGCAAUUCUGCACUCUUUACUGCCUCUCCAGAAAGGACGAUGCGACGAGGUGCUGGGUGCUGCACCGCGUCCCCACCUCCGACGCUCUAGUCCUGACUCGAGAUGCCAAAGCCGGCGCGAUGCCGCACUUUCUGGACUGGUUUGUGCCCGUCUACCUGGUCAUCUCCGUCCUAAUCCUGGUGGGCUUUGGAGCCUGCAUCUACUACUUCGAACCUGGCCUGCAGGAGGCGCACAAGUGGCGCAUGCAGCGCCCCCUGGUGGACCGUGAUCUCCGCAAGACGCUGAUGGUGCGGGACAACCUGGCUUUCGGAGGCCCAGAAGUCUGAGGCUGCCUUGAGACCCUCCGAGCUGACAGAGGACGACUCCUCUGAUCGUUCUUUCCAUCCACCAAUCUGCAGCCCAGUAGAGGUCCUUGUUGUUCAGGGAAGCCCCUUUCUGUAGAAACCAGGCACUUGGAUCUUACUUAUUGCUGUGGGAUCAAAAUCCCAGAGUCGAGCCCGUUCACCCCAUGCCUUCCCUUCCUAGCUCUGGGGACAUCCUCCACUAGCCCUCAGUGCCUUUGUGCUGUCCUUCCCUCUGCCACUCUACCUGGAUUCAGGUAUGACUGUCCCACUGCACUCCCGGUUGCUUUCUGCUCCGGUCUCUGCCUCGCAGCUGAGCUGGACAGCACUCAAAGCUGACCCAAGGAAAAGAAUCUAAUUCAGAAGGAUGCCAGCUUGGUAUCGAUCUGCCCCGCCCACCUUUGAGGGGUCAGGUUUAGAACAAGUGUAUGGUGGGGGGCGGUGCAGAAGGGCAAGACUUUGUGAAGGGUGUGUGUGUGCGUGUGUGUGUGUGUGUGUGUGUGUGUGUGUGUGUGUGUGUGUGUGAGAGAGAGAGAGAGAGAGAGAGAGAGAGAGAGAGAGAGAGAGGGAGAGAGAGAGAGAAAUCCCAGGCAAAGCAGGCUCUGGGGGACAGUGGGACAGUACACAGUAGGUUCCACCCUUUCUCUAGGCUGCCCAGGCUCUCUUUCUGUCCCAUGCUGCACUUCCAGGGUUGAGCUUAGCCCUGCCUGCCCAACCCGGAAGCCCCUCCUGUGUGGAGGUUUCAUUACUUGACUUUGCAUACAAAUUGGCAGCCUCCCUCCCUCUCUCCUGCUGAGGCUUCCAUCUUCAUUUAUGCAAUACUAAUAAAGGUUUCAUGGCCA